Messenger RNA from Elephantulus edwardii (Cape elephant shrew), 776 nucleotides. It is a transcript of the gene NAA40, whose product is annotated as N(alpha)-acetyltransferase 40, NatD catalytic subunit. Bases 56 to 649 code for a protein of 197 amino acids. Gene Ontology annotation, cellular component: nucleus. Lineage: Eukaryota; Metazoa; Chordata; Mammalia; Macroscelidea; Macroscelididae. Gene Ontology annotation, molecular function: histone H4 acetyltransferase activity; histone H2A acetyltransferase activity; protein N-terminal-serine acetyltransferase activity. The record is from RefSeq and is a predicted model, not a curated record. The transcript has 6 exons.
UCGAGCAAAGCCAAGGAGAAGAAGCAGAAACGGCUGGAAGAGCGGGCAGCCAUGGAUGCCGUCUGUGCCAAAGUGGACGCCGCCAACCGGGUUAAACGUCUCCAUCGAAUGUAAGCGUGUGUCUGGACUGGAGCCAGCCACCGUGGACUGGGCCUUCGACCUCACCAAAACCAACAUGCAGUCCAUGUACGAGCAGAGUGAGUGGGGCUGGAAGGACCGAGAGAAGCGUGAGGAAAUGACAGAUGACCGGGCCUGGUACCUCAUUGCUUGGGAAGACCAUUCCGUCCCUGUUGCUUUCUCUCACUUCCGGUUCGACGUGGAGUGCGGGGAUGAAGUCCUGUACUGCUAUGAGGUUCAGUUGGAAAGUAAGGUGCGACGGAAAGGCCUGGGCAAGUUCCUCAUACAGAUCCUGCAGCUCAUGGCCAACAGCACACAGAUGAAGAAAGUUAUGUUAACAGUAUUUAAACACAACCAUGGCGCCUACCAGUUCUUCCGAGAAGCGCUACAGUUUGAAGUCGACGACUCUUCCCCCAGCAUGUCUGGGUGCUGUGGGGACGACUGCUCCUAUGAGAUCCUGAGUCGCAGGACCAAGUUUGGGGACAGUCAGCACUCCCAUGCAGGUGGGCACUGUGGGGGCUGCUGCCACUAAACGGCCAGAGCCCCGAGAGGCAGACCCCGUGCUCCUGAGGCCCGUUCUCUCCCCGCUCACUGGCUCUCAGCUGUGGCCUCAGCCCCACUUGGGCCAGGCUGCCCUGGGAAGCAUAGACCGUGGGGAG